CCCUGAAGCCGUGCUCUCUUUCGCUCUUAUCCUCCCCCUUUCACGUACUCACUCGUAUGAUGUAUGUUGCAGAAGGAAGGGGCUUGAUGCAACAAUCUCGAUAAGGGCUGAGUUUUGCCACACGCACACACACGCAGCUUACAUUGCUUGAAAGAUGGACAGGGGAGCGUUCUUGAUUCGAGGGUCUUUUUGUUUUUUGUUUUUUGGUUCUCUCUCUCUCUCUCUCCUCAAUCAUGAUCCACUGGGAGAGGAUCCCCUAAUUGGUGGGCGUCUGCAUCAUCGGAUCAUCAUGCAUAUGGAAGUAGGCUCGGCAACUUGGUCCAAGUUUUCAACCUUUUUCAAACCAGCUAUUUGCUGUCAGCGAAAUGGCGGUACCGCUAACGGAAAGCUUACAACGCAAAACAAACGAUAACCUUUAACAGUGAUGCUGUUGCAGUAUACUACAGCAAAUGGGAUAUCUCACUAGUAUGCA
This is a messenger RNA of Zychaea mexicana, 472 nucleotides long. RefSeq lists its product as uncharacterized. The record is from RefSeq and is a predicted model, not a curated record. The transcript has 3 exons. Bases 155 to 412 code for a protein of 85 amino acids. NCBI's taxonomy places the organism in Eukaryota, Fungi, Mucoromycota, Mucoromycetes, Mucorales, Lichtheimiaceae.